CAGGUGUGCGGCAUGCGCCCGGUGUGAGGCGUGCGCGUGCGGGGCAGGGCGCGGUGCGCGUGCCCUCGUGCGCCCAGGCCGCGUGGCCCGGGUGCUGCGCCCUGCGGCGUGGCUCCGCGGAGGCAGCGUGCGGCGCAGCCGGCCCUGCGCAGUGCCGGGCCCAGCCCCAGUGCUGCCAGCGUGGAGCCGCCCGCGGAGCCGCCUGCGCCGGGCCAGGUCGCGGGAUGAGGACGCUGCGCGUGGCCCUGCUGGCGCUGCUGCUGCUGCCGGCGGCGGGGGCCGCCCCCAGGGACGGGCUGCACCGGCCGGAGCCCCCCCCGGCUGUGGGGCUGGAGCCCGGCGAGGACCCGCUGAGCCCGGAGGUGCCUGUGCUGGGGCUGCUGCGGAGCGCCGCGGAGCGCCUGGGGCCGCCGGAGCCGGGCCUGACGCCGGAGCAGGCGCUGCUCUACCUCCUGGCGCUGCACGACCACGACGGCAGCGGGCGGCUCGACGGGCUGGAGCUGCUGCGGCUGCUGAGCGAGGCGCUGGCGCGGGGCGACGCGGGGCGCCCGGCCCCGGACGCGGUGGCCCUGCUCGUGGACCGCGUGCUGGAGACGCAGGACCUGGACGGUGACGGGCUGCUGGACCCCUCCGAGCUGCUGCUGGCGCCCGGCGGGGACCGGGGCGCCCCAGCCGCGGGGACCGGCCUCGUGCGGUGGCCGGAGCCGGAGCCGGAGCCGGAGCCGGGCGCGGAGCUGAGCGCCGUGGGGCAGGGCCCGGCCGUGGGGCAGGAGCUGCCGGGCAGCGCCGCCCCCUCGGAGGCCGAGGUGGCCCCGGUGCUGGGGGACACUGGUGACAUGUAGGCUGGGGACGGCUCCGGCAGGGCCCUGCCUGCCCCCCCCCCGUCCCCCCCCGUGGGCCCCGGUGUGCGUGGCGGCAGCGUGGCACGUGGUGCCGGUGCAGUGCAAAGCACAGUGCCAGUGCAGUGCACCGUGCCGUCACCGUGCACGGGGCCAGUGCAGUGCACAGUGGCAGUGCAACGCACGGUGCCAAUGCAGUGCACGGUGCCGGCACAGUGCUGAUGCCGUGCGCAGUGCAGUGCUGUGCAGAGUGCUGGUGCAGUACAUGGUGCUGGUGCAGUGCACGGUGCAGUGCAAUGCAGUGUUGGUGCAAUACCUGGUGCAAUACAUGGUGCUGGUGCAGCACACGGUGCAGCGCAA
Messenger RNA from Dromaius novaehollandiae (emu), 1199 nucleotides. RefSeq names its product cell growth regulator with EF-hand domain 1 (gene CGREF1). Gene Ontology annotation, molecular function: calcium ion binding. NCBI's taxonomy places the organism in Eukaryota, Metazoa, Chordata, Aves, Casuariiformes, Dromaiidae. The coding region runs from base 225 to 842 and encodes 205 amino acids. The transcript is spliced from 6 exons. The record is from RefSeq and is a predicted model, not a curated record.